Sycon ciliatum is the source of this 1119-nucleotide messenger RNA. RefSeq lists its product as uncharacterized. NCBI's taxonomy places the organism in Eukaryota, Metazoa, Porifera, Calcarea, Leucosolenida, Sycettidae. The coding region runs from base 1 to 1119 and encodes 372 amino acids. The transcript has a single exon. The record is from RefSeq and is a predicted model, not a curated record.
AUGGCCAUUGGGCGCGAGAGUCAGUCAGCUGCCUGCACGGAAUGUAAUGGCAAGCAUCACUUGUUGCUCCACACCGAGCACAAGCCUGCUUCUGACAAGGCUGAGAAGGCGCCACAAUCCACAGAAGAGACCACACAUCAUGGAACCGACUCGGCUGGCGGGUUGCCAAUGACCGAAGACGGCGCAAGCGGGUCAACAUCAUUUAUGACAGUUCCUGUGCAGGUCAUGAACGGGGCACAUUCCGCCAUGGCGAAUGUGCUACUGGACUCUGGCUCGAGCUGCAGCUAUGUGUCAGAGCAGCUCUCAAGGCGACUACAUCUUCAAGGAAACGACAAGGACGUGAGUGUGACCGUACUCGGCGGCAAGGUUCUGCGCGGCCGACGGCGCGUCGUGAAGCUGCACCUUCGCCACCAUGAUAGCAAGGCCACUACUCAACUGGAGGCCUAUGUGAUGCCCAAGAUCACGAGCGAGCUCCCUGCCACCAAUUGGAAUGCCGUGCGGAGCCAGUGGCCACACCUAUCCGGCAUUGAGUUUGCAACUGUAGCUCACGCCAAGGUUGACAUACUCGUCGGCUUGAAUGCCGCUGUACUUCACGUCGCACAGGAGGAGCGAGUUGGCAACGACGGCGAUCCCAUCGCCAGACGAACGCUUCUCGGCUGGGUGUGCUUUGGUCCCAGCAUACGCUCCAAAGGCCCCAGCAGUCACAGCACUUUCCAUGUCGCAGAGGCAACGCGCUCAGGACUGGAUACACUGGUGAAGAAGUUCUGGGAACUUGAAUCAGUCGGGAUGGAGACAUCAUCAGAUGAGUACUUGACACCGGAUGAGCGCCAAGCUGAGAGUAACACCCGCCAGUACAUCCGUCACGUAAAUGGGCGCUUCGAGGUUGCCAUCCCGUGGAAGACAGAGGAGCCGCCUGGGGUCAAGAGCAAUCGAGUUCAAGCUGAGUGUCGACUCAGAUCCUUGGUACGUUCCCUGCAGCGACGGCCUGACGUACAAGUCCGCUACGCCAAGGUACUGGAGGACUACCUUCACAAAUCGUACAUCAGGAUGCUGACAGCACAAGAAGAAUGCAGCGGUGCUACAGACGAGUGGCUCCUUCCGCACUUUCCUGUCGUGUGA